AUGGUUGGUGAAGCAGGAUUUGGAUUUGCGGCUGCGAGCACUUGGUGGUUGUUGGCGGAGAGUGCAGAAAACAUGGUGGUUGUUGGCGGAGAUGGUAGAGAACGUGUUGGAUGGUUUGAAGGAGGGGGGCCGUCAAAUUUGUGGUGUCGCCGCCGUAAAUCCAAUCCAUCACCGCCAGCAAUUCUACCCAAUGAGCUUAUCACCGAUAUUCUAUCUCGGCUUGGGGUCAAAUAUCUGAAGCAGAUGAAAUGUGUGAGUAAGUCAUGGAACACUCUUAUCUCUGAUCCUAUAUUCAUCAAAAUGCAUCUUAACCGUUCAUCACUAAAUCCACAAUUCUCACUAAUAGCUGCAAAUAACAAUGAUCACAGUUUUGUACGCUUCCCUGUUAAUCAGUUAUGGGAAAACCGUAGGAUCAAUAUUCCUCAUGAUCCUUAUUACCAAUUGAAUGACAAGAAUUGUAAUGAGAUUGUUGGUUCUUGUAAUGGACUCGUAUGCUUGGUAGGUUAUUCUCUCAAUGAGAUUACUAGGUAUAAAAAAUUCUGGCUUCGCUUCUGGAAUCCUGCUACCAGGGCAAUAUCUGAUGAAUUAGGCUCGUUUUUCUAUUACGAUAGAUAUAGAUUUGAAUAUUGUAAAUUCACGUUCGGUUAUCAUAAUUCAACUCAAACUUAUAAAGUGGUGUCAUUACGUUCCGUUACAGAUCGUACUAUAUCGAAAACCAAUGUGAAAGGAAUUUACUUCGCGAUUUGA
Messenger RNA from Vicia villosa (hairy vetch), 747 nucleotides. Its product is annotated as F-box protein At3g17710-like. Gene Ontology annotation, molecular function: protein binding. Bases 1 to 747 code for a protein of 248 amino acids. The transcript has 3 exons. The record is from RefSeq and is a predicted model, not a curated record. Lineage: Eukaryota; Viridiplantae; Streptophyta; Magnoliopsida; Fabales; Fabaceae.